AUGGCCCUGCAUUCUCCUCACAAGAACAGGCAUAAUCGGUCAAAGAGCAUGCCCUCAAGGCUGCAGGGUGACCCAAUUCUCACAGAUGCACUUGUGAGUGAAUUGGAGAGACUGGAGGACUGUUGUUCUUCUUCCUCGUGUUUUGGAGGAGAUUGGCUUCCACAAGCAAUCGACGUAGUGGUGAAUUGUUGUUCCAAUCUGUCAGACAUAAAGAUACACAUGGAGAGCAAGUGGAUGAACUCACAUCUGGAUGACAUACUUCAUCUGCUUGAGGUGUGCAAUUUGUUGAGAGACACCAUUGCCGACAUCAGGAAGCAGCACGCUUGUGUUCAGAUAGCCAUUCGAGGACUUGGCCCUGUUCUCACUCCAUCUUUCCAUGCAUUCCAGAGAGUUCGGACAUCUCUUGUCUCUUGGCUGGAGAAGAAGAAUGACACAAACUCCCAGCUGGAGAAAUGCAUGUCGAGUUUGAGGCGAAUGGCGGAAAAGCUGAACCGUGAAGAUAACCAUGCCAAGGCCAUCAUCAUAAUGGUCUGCUCUGCCCUUGUCGCUGCUCUUUCCUUCAAGACAUCCCACAUGAGGAUGCCAUCUCUUCCUCUUCCUACACAUUUCAGUCGCCUGCAUGACAAGCUCAAGGAGGCAGUCGAAAUGAGAAAGAGUUCAUCAUCAUCAAGGUCGUUGCACGAGUUAGAGGCAGCAGAUAUUGCACUGGGAAACCUCAACAAUCUUCUAAACUCCAAUUCCAUGUUGCACCUUCCUCUUCAUCUCUCGCCUGCCACCGUGGCGCUUCAUGAGUUGGAGACUACUCUUCCCCUGUUUGAGCACAAAAUCAACCAACUAUUUAAGUUUCUUAUCUCUGCGAGAGUUGCUCUCUUGAACACCCUUUCUUCCCAUUGA
This is a messenger RNA of Cryptomeria japonica (Japanese cedar), 894 nucleotides long. RefSeq names its product protein BPS1, chloroplastic-like. The transcript has a single exon. The record is from RefSeq and is a predicted model, not a curated record. Bases 1 to 894 code for a protein of 297 amino acids. Gene Ontology annotation, biological process: shoot system development; root development. Lineage: Eukaryota; Viridiplantae; Streptophyta; Pinopsida; Cupressales; Cupressaceae.